This is a messenger RNA of Paracoccidioides lutzii Pb01, 609 nucleotides long. RefSeq lists its product as hypothetical. The record is from RefSeq and is a predicted model, not a curated record. The transcript is spliced from 4 exons. Bases 1 to 609 code for a protein of 202 amino acids.
AUGGGCCGCCUGGACAUUGAUGCUUUAAACAUCGGCAAGCUGGAAGUACCAGCGAAUAUUCGGAAACUAGAAUUGUAUCCGAAGAAGGAAUGCGAAUCGAGGGUCUGGAAGAACGAGUGCACAGGAAAGGAUGGGGUGGCAGAGUCAGAGCGGAAGACGAAGAAGCAUAAAAAUAAACCGGGGAAGAUCAAAUUGGCGGCGCAAGAAGGCGAAGAGAACGAGCUAGGAAUUUUCUCACAAGAAGGAAGAACAGCCUCUAACGUUAAUCAGGUGACAGUUGGCUCUCCAAAUACCGUUAUGCAAACAUCUCAGCCUGAGCCUGAGCCAAAACCUGACUGUGUUGAAAGGAGCGAUGAAAUGGCAAAUGACACAAAAGCCAGCUUAAAUUCUAAUAGCAACCUUAAUCCACCGAUUGUGAAGAAAUCUCCAGAGGUGGAAAAGGGAAGUGUCGUUAGAGUGGAGCCUCUGGAGAGUCAUAUACCAUUGGAAGAACCAAAUUGUUGUGUCCUGGCUGGGUCAAUUCACCCCGUCCCUCAAGUUAUAUCACGAAUGUACAAAACUAUCAUGAACGUCAAUCAAGUUUUGAACCCCCCAAGAGACGAUGCUUGA